AUGCAGCACGCGGAGGAGAAGCAGGCCUCUUCGAGCUCCCUCAACGUCGGCGACGUCGCCCGCCAAGCGAGACCCGCACACACGGAAGGCUCGGAGGCGAGGUUGCUGGAGAAGCUGGUGCUGAGCUGCCUCGUCGUGUUCGACGCUCCUCCGCCUCCCUCUCGCGACGUCCGCUCUGCUCUCUCUCUCCCCCUCUGCGAAGUCGUGACUCUCUUCCAGCGAAACGCGACGCCGACGGCCCUCCACCUCUGCCGGUUGACUCCGUCGCCCUCGACUCCGACUCCGACUCCGACGCCGACGCCGACGCCGCCUCCUCCCCUGAACCCGACUCUGACGCCGACGCCCCUUCGCCGGUUGCCUCCGUCGGCGUCGGAGUCCGUCGCCCCCGACGCCGACGCCUCGGCCUCCGCCUAUGCGCCUAACGCCGACGCCGACGCCGACGCCGAUGCCCCUUCGCCAAGUCCAUGCAUCGCAGAAAAUGGUGAUGCCGACCCAACAUUACUUAUUCAGUUAUUUCCUUUUGCUGAUGCCGAAAAGGAGAGACAAGCUUUGGUGGAUGCACUUAGAGCUAGUGAAGCUGAAUGCGAUGCUAUUGAUGCGAAGAUGCAGGAGGUUUUGAAUGCACAGAUUGCUGCUGAGGAUGAGUGUGUUUCUCUGUUGGAGAAUUUCUCUAAGGAUGCAACUGCUAGUGCUGACCUGAUAGAGAAGAAGGCAAACUUACUGCGUGCUGAGGAAAUGGACAAAUGGCUUUCAUCAAGUGAAGAUUUGGAGGUGAGGAAGAUGGAACUUGAAAUCGAGUCAUAUCUGAUAAGUGAAGCUCGUAAAGGAGUGAAUGUUUCCAUCGAGCAUUCAAUUGAUGAUGACAGUAGAGAGAAAGAAAAACUUCUUAAGAAGAAGGAUGUGUUGUUGGAUGAAUUGGAGAAGCUGCUUAAUUUAGUGAGAGAGAAGGAGAAGCAAAUUGCUGAGAAUGAUGCUUCCAUUGAAGCAGUAGAGAAGCGCAUUGCUGGUGGUCUCUGGAUUUCAGGACAUGCAAUCAGAUAUUGGUGCUAAAUAUGAUAGAAUGAAAUCAAAGCUCUCUCAG
Molecule: messenger RNA, 1081 nt
Organism: Eucalyptus grandis
Lineage: Eukaryota; Viridiplantae; Streptophyta; Magnoliopsida; Myrtales; Myrtaceae
Product: vasodilator-stimulated phosphoprotein-like
Exons: 2
Coding region: 1-1050 (349 amino acids)
Source: RefSeq, a predicted model, not a curated record